AUGAACUUUGAUGGUUUCGAUGAAGUAUGGAGGGCUUCAGGUGGAAUUCAUUUUUAUGUUCUCUUCCAAGAUCAUCUUCUUCACGACAAAAUUCAACAAAUUGGGACAAGGAUCAGUUUGGCAUCGGGUUCGUCGGCUCUAACAAGUAAGGACUGUGCAUCGGGAAAAAAAGUGGAUUUGCACAUUCAAUUUUUGUUUGUUUUUUUAUUUAUUGGUACUAUUAUAGUAUUGGGCACAAGCAUUGCAGUUAGACAUGGCUCCGGGGCUCGGCCGGGCCGAAAAUCACGGCCCACUAGCCAUGUAUAAUUUCAGUUGAACAACGCGGGAAGAUCUUUGGUAUACAUAGAAGGCAGAGAAUAGAAAAGGUCCGAGGACGCUCUCGUGAGGCUCGGUGGCAUGAUCAGCAAAAGAGAAGGAGUUGA
Messenger RNA from Bursaphelenchus xylophilus (pine wood nematode), 422 nucleotides. NCBI's taxonomy places the organism in Eukaryota, Metazoa, Nematoda, Chromadorea, Rhabditida, Aphelenchoididae. The record is from the annotation of a GenBank genome assembly.